This is a messenger RNA of Aegilops tauschii subsp. strangulata, 342 nucleotides long. The record is from RefSeq and is a predicted model, not a curated record. NCBI's taxonomy places the organism in Eukaryota, Viridiplantae, Streptophyta, Magnoliopsida, Poales, Poaceae.
AUGCCGCCACCGCCCCGCAGCAUCGCCCCGCCCGGCUCCGUCCGCCACUGCCCCGGCCGCACGCCGCCGCCGCUCCACCGCUCUCCGAUGGCUCCGAAAAAGACGCCGAAGGGCAAGUCGGGCUUCUUCGGCGUGAGGCAGAAGCCCUCCGGUAACUGGGGCGUGGAGUUCUCCGACGCCGGAAGGCGUUGGUGGAUCGGCACGUACCCCUCCGCCCACGAGGCCGCGCGUGCCUACGACGUGGCGGUGUGGCGUGCCGAGAGGCCUCGGUCGCACCUCAACUUCCAGAGAUCGAGAGUCGAGCGGAAGCGGAGAUGCUUGUGCCGCAGGGCAUCAACAUGA